CUUCUGACGCUCAACGUGGUAGUUGACAGCGUCGUCGACGUGACCGAAGUGGCGGUCGUGGUGCCACUUGAGGUUGCGCUGGUAGAGCUGGUGCCCGUCUGCGUUCUGCUCGUUGAGCUGACUGUUGCACUUGUGGAGGAGGUUGCGGAUGAGCUUUGCGUAGACGAUGACGUUGCCGUGGCCGAACUUGUGGUUGAAGUUGUGGUGCGCGUUGACGUCACUGUUGUGCCGGAUGUGCUUGUGGACGACGCUGCCUUGGGCUGGGAAUCUUAUCAUCCAUGGACGCUGGCCUUAAACGAGCAUGAAGGCUUGCUGCGGAAACGCGUGCCUGUUGUGCUGGAUAGUGUUGAGGAUGAAGAUGCUGUCGAAGAGGACGUCCAUGUUUCAGUGGAUGUGAGCGUGGCCGAUGAUGAGGUGGAAAUCGUGGACGAUGACGUCAGAGACGCGGUCGUGGUGGAGCUGAUUGAAAUGGAGGUUGAUAUUGAGGUCGAGGACGUGGACCCAGUGGUUGUGGAGGAGCUUGUGGAGACACUUGAAGUACUUGAAGCGCUUGCGGAGGUACUUGUCGAGGCUGUGGAGGUGGUUGUUGAGGUAGCUGUCGAGCUAUCUGUGAAGGUCGUUGUGGAGCUUUCUGUAGAGGUAGCUGUCGAGCUAUCUGUGAAGGUCGUUGUGGAGCUUUCUGUAGAGGUAGCUGUCGAGCUGUCUGUGGAGGUAGCUGUCGAGGUAUCUGUGGAGGUAACUUCGAACGUAGUGGACGAGGUUCCAGCACUGCAGUCAGGUAGCAAUACGGAGUAUUUGAUGUUAUUGAAGCAGACCUCUGCCUUCGACCGCCUUCACAUCUAG
Molecule: messenger RNA, 843 nt
Organism: Symbiodinium sp. CCMP2456
Lineage: Eukaryota; Dinophyceae; Suessiales; Symbiodiniaceae
Source: the annotation of a GenBank genome assembly